CGGGAUUUGGUCGAACGUACCCGCCGCGCGGCGACAGGACGCCCACGAGUUUUUCUUAGAGUGGGUGAAUCAGCUGCACGACGAGAUGCUGGCCGCCUCCGAGCAGUGGUCUCGGGAGGAUCCCGCGCAGUCUGACGAGCGGGCAGGCUUCGCGCUGGCCACCCAGCAGCAUUUCGAUUCGGAGCUGCGGAAGCGGCUUGUGUGCGAGACUUGCGGAGACCACCGCGACGUCCACGAGAGGUUCCGGGACUUCUCCCUGGACUUCGACAAGAGCCAGUCGGAUUCCCCGCUCCAGCUCAUGCUGAAGUCGUACUUCGAGCAGGAGAGCCUGGAGGCAAAGUGCGAGCGCUGCGGCUGCGGCCGCGCGCGGAUGGAGAAGAGCCUCACGAGCGCGCCGCGGGUGUUGGUGCUGCACCUGAAGAGGUUCGUGCCCAACCCUUCGCUGCAGCGGUACGAGAAGCAGCACGGCAGCGUGCGCAUCCCUUCGGUGCUCGACCUCUCCCAGUGCGUAGGCUGCCUGGGCGGGGGCGCCUCGGCGGCCGCCUCGCCGGCCGCCUCGCCGCAGCGCCCCCCCGCGCGGCCCCUGGCGGCCGAAGCUCGGAGCACGCCCGUGGCGCCCCUGGCACCCACGGCGGCGGGCAGCGUGCCCGGGGCCGAGACGCCGCCGCCGCGCGGCGGCGCAGGCGCAGGCGCAGGAGCCGGCCCGCGCGGAAGAGCAGCCCCUCGCCAGCUGUGGCCUUCUGGUGCGGGCCCACGGGCGCCCCCGAUGCCGCUGCCCUUCCCUCGCUCUGGCCUUUCCUGGACCUCCCUGGAGGCCCUCGUCGCCAGGGCUGGAUUCUCUUCGAGAUUCUGGUCAGGACGAACCUCGGGAGAGGUCAAUGGGGUGGCAGUAUGGGUACCGUUUGGUUCCCCCAGCCGCAUUUGCCUGCGUCGUGCGGGCCUGGGAAGAGAGCAAAUCGCUCCAGAGCGUUUCGGAACGCUCCCAGAGUGUUUCCGGGACGCUCCAGAACGGCUGCGGCGCCCGAUACGUCCUGGAGACCCGCUGGCUCUAGGAGAUCCCCACUCUAUCCUCAUUCGAACUUGGCCUCGCCAUGUCUUCGUCUGA
This is a messenger RNA of Prorocentrum cordatum, 1105 nucleotides long. The record is from the annotation of a GenBank genome assembly. Lineage: Eukaryota; Dinophyceae; Prorocentrales; Prorocentraceae.